Molecule: messenger RNA, 1044 nt
Organism: Pochonia chlamydosporia 170
Lineage: Eukaryota; Fungi; Ascomycota; Sordariomycetes; Hypocreales; Clavicipitaceae
Product: mitotic checkpoint protein BUB3
Exons: 4
Coding region: 1-1044 (347 amino acids)
Biological process (GO): mitotic spindle assembly checkpoint signaling
Cellular component (GO): mitotic checkpoint complex; bub1-bub3 complex; kinetochore
Molecular function (GO): ubiquitin binding
Source: RefSeq, a predicted model, not a curated record
AUGGCUCCCGCUACACAAUUCGAGCUCUCCCCGCCCCCGGGCGACGCCGUUUCCGCCAUCGCAUUCGCGCCCUCCAACUCCAGCAAGCUCCUCGUCUCGUCGUGGGACAAGAACGUAUACAGCUACAAUGUCGCCAGCGGCGGGUCGGAAGGGAGUCUGACAAACACAUAUGGGCACCGAGCCCCCGUUCUAGACGUCUGCUUUGGCGCGACUGACAAUGAAGCUUUCACGGCUGGCAUGGACUGGACGGUCAGCAGAUUGGACUUGGAAACUGGCGAUAUAACACCGCUGAGUAAACAUGCGGCGCCUGUUCGUCGCGUCGUAUACAACAAGGAUCACAAUAUCCUCGUGUCUGCUUCAUGGGACAGCACGCUUAACCUACACGACCUCUCCUCCAACAGCGCCCCCAUCCGCAUCCCUCUCCCUGGCAAACCCCACGCCAUUUCCUCCAGCCCGACCAAGAUUGUUGUCGCCAUGACCGGCCGCAUCAUCCACAUCUAUGACCUCAACUCCAUAGCACAGCUCUUCGCCUCUGGUGGCACGGAGCUGAAGCCCUGGCAGACGCGGGAGUCGUCGCUCCGAUACCUAACGAGGGCGGUUGCGUGCAUGCCCAACGAUGCAGGGUAUGCGACGUCCAGUAUCGAAGGUCGUGUUGCUGUUGAGUGGUUCGAGGACACGGCAGAGUCGCAGGCUCGCAAGUAUGCCUUCAAGUGUCAUAGACAACCUGCUCCGGAAGGCGAUGGCGACAUUGUAUAUCCCGUUAAUGCGCUGGCAUUUCACCCUGUUCAUGGAACAUUUGCGUCAGGCGGUGGAGAUGGGACCGUUGCAUUGUGGGAUGCAGAGGCCAAGAGACGGUUAAAGCAGUAUCAAAAAUUUCCCAACAGCGUUGCGGCACUGGCUUUUUCAAACGAUGGCAAAUACCUGGCUGUUGGCGUAUGUCCUGGGUUCGAGACGGGCCAGGAGGACUACACUGGCGCUGGUGCUACGUCGAUUUUGAUCAGGGAAUUAGGUGAGAAUGAGGCAAGGGGCAAGGGCGCGAAAUAA